AUAUUUUUAAGUUAUAAAAAUGAAUACACAAGAUAAUCCACAGAAUUCGCAACCCAAGACUGAUCCCUUAAUAUAUCACCAUCCACAAGUAGAUGAGUCAUUCCUCCAUGGGCCCUCGAAACUAGACGAAGUGUUUGAAUGUUUGGAUAACAUCAUGAACGCCAAUAAGACGGAUUCAUCAAAGGAGACAAAAAAGACAUCCUUUUCUAGUGCAGCCUCCAAUGUCACGGAUACUAACUUCUUAGUUUGCAGCAAGCCCAUCAUUUGCCGCUCUUCUGUGAGGCGGUCCAAGCCUAAGAAAGUUCCGCUAAACACAAACCAAUUCACAUUCAUGCGGCAGAUCGAUUGCGAUCCGGAGGACCGAAUCCUAGCCAGAGAACAGCGAGAGGUGACGGCCGAAACGUUUCGCAGGAUGGGUAACUUUGAGUAUCGCAAAAUGAGAUUCGAUUCGGCCGUGGCCUUCUACACAAAAGGCCUGGAGUACAUAAAGGAUACUCCUGUGUUGUAUGUUAAUCGAGCCAUAUGCUACAUAAAAAUGCGUGAAUUUAAGCGAAGCAUUAUGGACUGUGACUAUGUAAUCAACCACAUAGAUGAACAAUACCUAAGGGCUUGGUUGUAUCGGGCAGCUGCAUAUAAGCGUCUAAAUGAUGAACCGAACUUUGAGGCUAGUAUUUACCAGGCCAAGAGGGAGAACUACACAGAACAUGAAUACAUCGAUGAUUUUGUAGACAAAAUGCGCUCUUUACUCUAGUAAUCGAAAUUUAAAAUGAAGUUUGAAACAAUAAAGUAUCCCUUAAGGGCUUAAUUAA
This is a messenger RNA of Drosophila bipectinata, 809 nucleotides long. Its product is annotated as tetratricopeptide repeat protein 12. The record is from RefSeq and is a predicted model, not a curated record. Gene Ontology annotation, molecular function: protein binding. Gene Ontology annotation, biological process: axonemal dynein complex assembly; sperm axoneme assembly. Gene Ontology annotation, cellular component: cytoplasm; centrosome. NCBI's taxonomy places the organism in Eukaryota, Metazoa, Arthropoda, Insecta, Diptera, Drosophilidae.